Messenger RNA from Nerophis lumbriciformis (worm pipefish), 630 nucleotides. Lineage: Eukaryota; Metazoa; Chordata; Actinopteri; Syngnathiformes; Syngnathidae. The record is from RefSeq and is a predicted model, not a curated record.
AUUCAGCGCGAACGCAGGCUGUUUCUUGUCGGAAAUACAGGAGCGGGCAAGAGUGCAUCUGGAAACACCAUCCUGGGCAGGGAAUGCUUUGUGUCAAAGCACAGUUUCAGCUCAGUGACCAAGGAAUUGGCUUCUGGAAAAGCUGACCUUGCAGAGGAUCAUGGCCAGAAGAGAAAGGUGAAGGUGGUAGAUAUGCCAGGUUUUGGCAACACUCACCUCACUGAGGAUCAGAUUUAUGAAGAAAUAGCCAAAAAAAAUGAAGAGCAGGCUGCCAUCCAUCUGGCCAAACUUUUUGGACGUAAUGCCGUUAAAUAUUACACAAUUGUUCUUUUUACCGGAGAUCAUCUUGAGGGUACUAAUUUUGAAGAACAACUGAAUAGGGCUCCUCCUGCGCUUAGGAAACUUAUUGAACAGUGUGGGGGCAGGUACCAUGUGUUCAACAAUAAAAAUUCCAGUGACAGGACACAGGUUAAAAAACUCAUGUCAAAGGUGGACCACAUGCUCAAAAUGGUUGGAGGUAGGGUUUACACCAAUUUAAUGUUUCGAAUGGCCCAGAGAGCUUUCAUGGCUAAGAAAAAGCCUACCCCGCUGCUGUUUCCUCUCUCAUCUAUUCUACUAGUGGUGCUGUAG